CACAGGGCGCGAUCGAGGAGCCCGCGGCGGCCGAGGCAGGGGGGACUCCCGGCCCCGUCAGGUGCUGGCUGUUCGGCUCCUCGCCGUGCGGCUUGUGUGCUCCGCAGGAAGCUGAACUCUGAGGCUGACCACAGCCAAGGCAUGUAUUUUGUGGUGCUUAACUUGGAAGUCUUCUAAAGUUUCCUUCUCAUGGGCUGAGUAUGUGCAGUUUGUUUCCGUGUUAUCGGAGCACACAGGUAGUGAACAGAAAGUGGAGGAUUCUGGCACUUACAACAUACCACACUUGAUAUGACGACCGCGAGCACCAAAUGAUUUUCUUCGACUGUGCACCUGGAGCAGGAAGAGGGAGAGGCCUCUAACCACAAUGGCAUCUUUUACUACACAUGUCAGGCUGUAGAAUGCUCCUGGAGAGAUUGUGCAUCGUCAUACGUUGGUCCCAAUUCACAAAGUGUUUGUCACUCGCGGGCAAAGAAGCCAAGAAGAAAGCACCCUGUCCUGGACUUGGCUUGUUUUAUACGUUAUUGUCCGCCUUCCUUUUCUCAGUGGCCUCUUUAUUUGUUAAAAAAGUGCAAGACGUCCAUGCUGUAGAAAUUAGUGCAUUCCGAUGUGUGUUCCAAAUGCUAGUCAUUAUUCCUUGCUUAAUAUACAGAAAAACUGGAUUUAUAGGCCCCAAAGGUCAACGAAUUUUCCUCUUCCUCAGAGGAGUCCUGGGUUCUACGGCCAUGAUCCUACUGUACUACGCUUUCCAGGCAACAUCCCUUGCCGACGCCACCGUCAUCACGUUUAGCUCGCCUGUGUUCACGUCUAUCUUCGCUUGCAUAUUUCUCAAGGAGAAAUACAGCCUUUGGGAUGCCCUGUUCACUGUCUUCACCAUCACCGGCGUGAUCCUUAUCGUGAGGCCCCCGUUUCUGUUUGGCGCCAGCGCUGUGGGAAGGGGCGACAGCUACUCCCUUCACUUAAAGGGCACGAUCGCAGCGGUCACGCACGCUGUCUUCGCCGCCCUGACUCUGGUCAUCCUCAGAAAGAUGGGGAAGUCCGUGGACUACUUCCUGAGCAUCUGGUAUUACGUCAUCCUCGGCCUCCUGGAGAGCAUCAUCGUCCUCUUCAUCAUCGGGGAGUGGAGUCUGCCUUACUGCGGGUUGGACAGGCUGUUUCUCAUACUCAUCGGCCUGUUUGGUUUGGGGGGUCAAGUGUUUCUCACGAAAGCCAUCCAAAUAGAAAAAGCAGGGCCAGUGGCAAUAAUGAAGACUAUGGAUGUGGUCUUCGCUUUCAUCUUCCAGAUUAUUUUCUUUAAUGAUGUGCCCACGUGGUGGACGGUGGGCGGGGCCCUGUGCGUCAUAGCCAGUAGCACGGGCGCGGCCGUGCGGAAAUGGUGCCAGGGCUCCAAAUGAGGCUUUGUUGCCAAGCAAACGGUUUCCCCCCCCUCGCCAAGUGCAGACACGUCACACGUGCACACACCUGGAAAAUCUGCGUUUCCUUCACUGAUUAUACUUAAUAAAUUUCAUAAUUAAAGUACCAUUUUUGAAUAUGGUAUGUCUUUAAUUAGCUAAGAAUUUAGCCAGAGUGGUCUAGCAAUUUUUUUUCUCAAUUGUUUUGGUUUCGGUUUCGGUUUGGGUUUUUUGUUGUUGGGGUGGCAUUGGUAAGAGGACAGAUAAUCAGUUGAAAAAAACACUGCAAAAAGUUCUGUGGUAUAAAUAUAUGUAAUUUUUUGAAGUGUAUUUUUGGUACUGAUGGGAUAUAGGUGGGUAAGAAAUUUUAGAUGCUCUCUUAGCAGUGUAGAGGCUAAGAAAGAAACUUACUGAUUAUAAUGCUGCUAUAAUUGGUAUUAUGUUGGAAAUUCAUAUGAAACCUAAUUCCAUUUAGGAGGCCAAAGCUGAAACUUGGAAAAGGUGCCUACUUAAUGGUGUUAAUAAUACAAAUAGAUUAGCCUUAUUUUCAAGGCUUCUGUAAAUGAUUAUCAGUCUUUUAAUCCAUAUGAGUGCCUUUUCAUUUUGAUGCCAGAAUUUUUAUAUAUAAACUUUAAGAAAAAAGGUUUUUGAUCACCAGGUUUGGCUAGUUUUGUUUUAGUGGCAUUCACGACUGUAGCUAUCAUUCUAUAAUUUUAAGUUAUCCUCUGUUUUUUUGAAACUGCACUACAUUUUUCUUAACUUUCUAAGAUUUCAGGUCUUUAAACCACAAGAGAGAAAUCUUGGCAUAACCAAUGUGCACAUUUCAAUGCUGAAGUAUUUUCCCCUCACUAGAAAUGUGAUUUUCUAUAAAUUCUCUUUGAAUUUAUAGUGUGAUGCCAAAUAAAAUUUUCUCAGGAUUUUAUUAGGUUGAACCAUAUGAAAUUGCUGAAAUUUUACCUUUUUAACUUACAAAAACCAUAGUUUCUUAUGGUUCACCCUAAUAGAUACCUCCCUUAUCCUCUCUACACCAAAUAUUUAGAAGACUGUGGCAUAUAUUUUUUUAAAACAACUUUUUAAAAUACAGUAAUCCUAUUAAACUAAUUUUUAUAGUCCUUUUCCCUUAUGGAAUUAUAUGUAAUAAUGCUUCACGUUACUUGUUAAAUGUAAAGACAUGAAUCCAUGGUUGAUUGACUUUUGUAGUUUCUUGAACAGAAAAAAAAAAUCACUGUUAAAUUCUAGUAUAUCAGUAUGGUAUUAAAUGUCAGUGCUGCACCAUGAUACUAACUUCAUGAAUUCAAAUAUUUUUUAUCUGGAACUUCAUCAGGCCAAUACUCUGCAGUUAAAGAGAGAAUGUAUUAUUUAGGAAGGCUGGGGAGGUUAAUCAGAAAGUAGAGUACACGCAAAUGAUUCUUUAUCACAAUGAACCCUUUAUUGGUGAAGCUAUGAUAUUUUCCAACUCUUACUGUCCGACCUAGCAUCUGUUAUUAUCUUAAGCCUGCAGAUUUGAAAGAUUAUAGGCUCUUUUUCUCUCUUUCAUCAUAAUUCUUCCAAAGAAAGAAAGAACUUGGCUUCUGAGGUUUAUGCCUUGGUGAGAAAGGAUCUUUUCCAAUAGUUCCAAGAGGAAAUUUUUAGCUUGCUGAUCUUCCCAAAUGCUUCCCACCUGACAAAUCCUAAAUGAAGUCUACUUAGGGGAGUCACACUAUCAUUAUAACUUUAGCCUAAUCCACAACUUUUGGAAUUUAGAAUUGCAGAAGCAUCAUUUUGCAAGGAUCUUAAAUAGUUACAGAAUCAAAGCAUUUUAGAGCUCAAAGAUUAGAAAUCCUCUUGUAGGAGCCACGCUGCACAGAUAGAGAUGCUGGGGAAGGGAUCUGCCCAAGAUGGGUUUCCAUGGCCUUCUCCUUUCCCUUAUUUCCAUGAUAAAGUAUGGAAAGUAAACCACUGCUUAAGCUACCUAAGGUAAAUUAACUCAGGGAACCCUCUCCUGGUUCUUUACCUUGCACAAUAAAAGAACCUAUGGGACUUUGAGAGUUUAAUCGCUUUGGGCCUGUACACUAGAGACAUGUUUUAUUUCAGUAGUGUGUGGUUUAAGUACUCGAAUGUCACAAUAUAUGACCAAGGUUGGAAAAAAUGUUUCUUCUCUCAACUUUUACAGGGUGUCAUUCUUAAACACUUUUAUAAUGUCCAAGGUGUGUACAAGGAUGUGUAUUGUAACAAUUAUGGGUGUGUAUAUUUUGCAAAGAUUGUAGUUUCUAUAUCUUGAAAAUAUUUUCAUAAAUUGUUUUUAUUUUAUAAAUACUAAUAAAGUUAAUAUGAAA
Ailuropoda melanoleuca (giant panda) is the source of this 3703-nucleotide messenger RNA. RefSeq names its product solute carrier family 35 member G1 (gene SLC35G1). The transcript has 4 exons. Bases 384 to 1391 code for a protein of 335 amino acids. The record is from RefSeq and is a predicted model, not a curated record. Gene Ontology annotation, cellular component: endoplasmic reticulum membrane; plasma membrane. Gene Ontology annotation, biological process: regulation of cytosolic calcium ion concentration; calcium ion export across plasma membrane. Lineage: Eukaryota; Metazoa; Chordata; Mammalia; Carnivora; Ursidae.